Phyllopteryx taeniolatus (common seadragon) is the source of this 3370-nucleotide messenger RNA. It is a transcript of the gene arhgap25, whose product is annotated as Rho GTPase activating protein 25. Gene Ontology annotation, molecular function: GTPase activator activity. The record is from RefSeq and is a predicted model, not a curated record. Gene Ontology annotation, biological process: negative regulation of small GTPase mediated signal transduction; phagocytosis, engulfment; actin filament organization. Gene Ontology annotation, cellular component: phagocytic cup. NCBI's taxonomy places the organism in Eukaryota, Metazoa, Chordata, Actinopteri, Syngnathiformes, Syngnathidae. Bases 322 to 2064 code for a protein of 580 amino acids. The transcript is spliced from 12 exons.
GUGUGUGAGCGCGUGCGUGUGUGUGUGUGUGUGUGUAAAAUUAAACAGUGACCUGCGCUGUACAUUGACGACUACAGUAUGUCUUUGAAACUACCUCGCAACUGGGAUUUCAGCACUUUCAAACUUGAGACGGCUCGCAUUGCUUGCAGGUGGAGGCCUCAGGCAAUGAUGCGGCAACUUCCUGUUUACACCGGCGAGGUGCUACUUCUUCUCUUCCUCUCUAUCUUUGCGUCACAAGACACGGUGAAUUGAAGAACGCGCGCUAAGAGCAUACUAUCUGGUGAGGGAAGCCCAGGUUCGACUGCGGGCUCACGACGCUCCAUGGAGAGGCCUUUGAAGACCGGCUGGCUCAAGAAACAACAAAGGUCUUUAGUGAAGAACUGGCACCAGCGCUACUUUGUGCUGAGGGGAAGCACUCUGACCUACCACAAAGAUGACCGUGAAACGGCCAUCCUGGGCUUUAUCCAGCUUCAGUUCAGUAAGGUCAAUGAACUCCCCUUAAACUCAGAUGAGCCUGGGAAGUACAUCUUUGAAAUCAUAUCAGGUACCAGUGGGGACAAGGAGCGAUGCCCUCAUCUGUUCAUGGCCAACUCCCAAACUGAUAUGGAUGAGUGGGUCCGCACUCUGCGCAGAGUCAUCGGUGUUCCGAGUGGAGUGUUUGGAAAAAGUCUCAGGGACACAGUGAUAUAUGAGCAACGUUUUGGGCCCCAGAUGGUGCCCAUCCUGGUCCAAACGUGUGUGGAAUAUAUCAGGGAACACGGUCUAAAUGAGGAGGGCAUCUUCCGUCUCCCUGGUCAGGACAACACUGUCAAACAAUUCAGAGAUGCCUUCGACGCAGGAGAGAGGCCGUCCUUCCCCAGUGACACAGAUGUCCACACAGUGGCGUCACUGCUCAAGCUGUAUUUGCGGGAGCUGCCAGAGCCUGUGGUGCCAUGGACUCAGUACCAAGACUUUUUGGACUGCAGCAACAUGUUGGACUCUGACAAUAAAGCAGGUAAAGAAAAGUUAGACAAGCAGAUCACCCUCCUCCCUAGAAUCAACUACAAUCUCCUAAGUUAUGUCUGCCGGUUCUUGUUUGAGGUGCAGCUGAACUCCAAAGCCAACAAGAUGAACAUAGAGAACCUUGCCACGGUGAUGGGAAUCAACCUGCUCAAACCGCAGUUAGAAGACCCCAUCUCAGUGAUGAAGGCAACUCCUUCCAUCCAGCGGUUGAUGACUGUGAUGAUCCGACAACACGAAGAUUUCUUUCCCCUUUGCAACGACGUGCCUCCCUCGCCUCCCUCCAGCAAGACCGAGAACCAGAAGAACUCUCCUCGCAACCUUGUGGGCUGGGGGUCUACUGAGAUUGGUGAGAGUUCUUUUUCGGAGUCAACCAAGAUGGAUAAAAUUGACAGUCCAGGUUCCCUGAGAGGAAACAGCAGCGCUCCAGAUGUUCUUCAAGAUUCUGUUUCAUCUUCUGACAACUGGUACGGGAGCCCUCGCAAACGCACCCAAACUCUGCCCACCUUCAAUUGCCCCCUCACAGGGAUUGCGGCAAAGGCUGGCACCAUCAACCGCUGGAGUCGCAUCCAUGAGCUAGUGGAAGACAAGAGUGGGACGUUGUCAGACGACAUCUUCAAGAUCCUGGAUCUCCACAGUUCAGGAUCUUUUUUAAAAGGGUCACCAACAAACAUCAAGGAGGGAGCGGUAGCGUUCGGUGUGCAAGAAGGAGCGGCUAACAAGGCUUCCACUACUUCCAGCUCCCAAAAAACUGACAGUUACUCCCAGUCUGCUCAGGCCCAAAAGGGUGCUGAUCUCGGUUUAAGUCAGGAGGUCAGCAACAGGACUGCACAGAAGAAAGAUUGCAAGCAGUCUCUUGACAGUAUGCAGCAGGAGAUAAAGGAGCUGAGGGCCACUGUAGUUGAGCUUCAGUCUACUCUGGAGGCAGAGCGUUGCCGUGCGGCAGCCUUGGAAACGUGCCUAAAAAACACCGAGCGGAGCCGGGAUGAAGCUCAGAGACAAAAUGAAGAACUGCAACGGGACAUUCAACGGUUCUUCAGUCGAAAGCCCCAAACUCCCACUUAACGUUGAGGAAAUGCUAUUGUUUUAGAGUUGAUGUUUCUUCUUAGCUGCUGAUCCCAGAUGAGAAGUUUUUGUUGGCUCCUUUGUGAGCGGACUGUUAAGUAGAUAGAUCUUUUCAAAUGAUAAGGAAAUCUUUCUUGUGAUACAUUUUCUCGUCCUGCAAGAGAACUAUCAUAUCAAAUAGAUUAGUGCCUUUACGUUUACAAUGACUGAUUGCACUAUGUGUUGCUGUAGGCAUGUUAACCACAACACACAGAGCGGACAUGGCAUCUGGAAGGCUGAAAUUUACAGUAGAGUUUGCUGUGUGGGGUUAUGUGGCGCAAAGGCUGUUUAACAUUUCAGGAGGAAAGAAUUGCAGAAAAGAAAAUGAAAGAAAGUAAGACAGACCUGACCUUUAUACACCCUCAACUAAUCACCGGCCAAUCGUGGAUAUACAGUGGGUACGGAAAGUAUUCAGACCCCCUUAAAUUUUUCCGUCAAAUCCUUGAAGUAAAUUUUUUCCCCUCAUUAAUGUAUACACAGCACCCCAUAUUGACAGAUUUAUUCAAAAAGAAAAACUGAAAUAUCACACAGCCAUAAAUAUUCAGACCCUUUGCUGUGACACUCAUAUUUAACUCGGGUGCUGUCCAUUUCUUCUGAUCAUCCUUAAAAUGGUUCUUCACCUUCAUUGGAGUCCAGCUGUGUUUGAUUAUACUGAUUGGACUUGAUUAGGAAAGCCACACACCUGUCUAUAUAAGACCUUAGAGUGCAUAUCAGAGCAAAUGAGAAUCAUGAGGUCAAAGGAACUGCCUGAAGAGCUCAGAGACAGAAUUGUGGCAAAGCGCAGAUCUGGCAAAGGUUACAAAAAAAAAUUCUGCACCACUUAAGGUUCCUAAGAGCAAAGUGGCCUCCAUAAUCCUUAAAUGGAAGACAUUUGGGAUGAUCAGAACCCUUCCUAGAGCUGGCCGUCCGGCCAAACUGAGCAGUCGGGGCAGAAGAGUCUUGGUGAGAGAGGUAAAGAAGAACCCAAAGAUCACUGUGGCUGAGCUCCAGAGAUGCAGUUGGGAGAUGGGAGAAAGUUCUAGAAAGUCAACCAUCACUGCACCAUUUUAGCAAAUGGUUCCAAUAUAACAAAGACUGAAAAAUUUAAGGGGGUAUGAAUACUUUCCGUACCCACUGUAAUAUGAUAUGUUGUAUAAGAUGUUAUUUCAACUGAGUAUCAAUAUUUAUUUGUGGAAAACUAUAUGCUAUAAUAUUGUUCAAAAUCUUUUGUACAAUGUUUUUAUACUCUGCAUUUUGGAAAAUAAAGGCCUUUGCCCGCGAAAUACUA